Messenger RNA from Aphis gossypii (cotton aphid), 654 nucleotides. RefSeq lists its product as uncharacterized. The record is from RefSeq and is a predicted model, not a curated record. The transcript is spliced from 3 exons. NCBI's taxonomy places the organism in Eukaryota, Metazoa, Arthropoda, Insecta, Hemiptera, Aphididae. The coding region runs from base 1 to 654 and encodes 217 amino acids.
AUGGAUUUUAAUCAAUUAUAUCCGCAAAAAAAUCAAAAUUUGAUCCAAAAAUUUGAUAUUUUUAAAGAUAGAUUAAAAAUGUAUCUUAAAAAUAGAACAAACAACUUUAACUUAAACCAACAAAAUUUGGUAAAAACAAUUUUAUCAGCUGAUAAAAUAGGAGAUGAUGAUUUAGCUGCCAUUCUAUUAUUACCAUAUCUUUUUAAUCCAGUUAACAUUAAAAUACCCAAAAAAACAACUGACAACAAUGUUUCUAAAUAUUCAAUGCGGAGGCCAACAAAAUUAGAACAAGCCAGUGCAGUUGUAGUUUGCAUAACCAAUAUUAAUGAUCUCAAAACAACCCACGAAGAAAAAGUGAACCGAGCAUUCAACUGUGGGCUUACUGUUCAACCAUAUGUUGUCAUUGUGGGUAAUUUAGAAGAAAUCAACUCUACAAUUAGCUAUUACACAGUGAUUAAUGACAUACAUUAUAAGCUAGAAACUCCUAUCAAGGCCUUGGAUAUAUGUUUUAAAUCAUUUCAUUCAUUCAAUUUAGAAUAUCCCCAAGAGGCUGAACAGGUAUGGUGGUUCAUUCAAGAUUAUUUUUUUAAUAUAAACAAUAAUUCAAAAAAAAAAUUUAUAAGUGUGCAAACCUUAAUUAAGGAUUUAGAGUAA